This is a messenger RNA of Labrus mixtus (cuckoo wrasse), 1615 nucleotides long. RefSeq names its product tumor suppressor 2, mitochondrial calcium regulator b (gene tusc2b). The coding region runs from base 261 to 596 and encodes 111 amino acids. Gene Ontology annotation, cellular component: mitochondrion. The transcript has 4 exons. The record is from RefSeq and is a predicted model, not a curated record. Lineage: Eukaryota; Metazoa; Chordata; Actinopteri; Labriformes; Labridae. Gene Ontology annotation, biological process: inflammatory response; regulation of mitochondrial membrane potential.
AAAAAGACGACGAAGAUCAACGAUGCUUAGCAUACACAGCUAGCGUUUGUCGUGUGUGUGUUUUUUGAGAUCUUCUUGUUGUCGAGAUAUUAAACUAUCAACUAGAACAAAUUUAUCAAAGAAAAUAUCAAAGCUGCGAACACAACAAACCACACUUUAGGAUUCAUAUCCUGGAAGUUGUAUAUUUUAAUCUGGCACAGUAACGCUGUAACACUACUGGCAGUCCUAGGACCCAAGAAAAUAAUGUGCUGCAGCUGAAGAUGGGUGGCAGUGGCUCCAAAUCCAGAGGAUAUUGGCCUUUUUCUGGCUCAGGUAGUACAGACGAUCCCACCAAAGAUGGAAACGAGCAGCCACUGGCGAGAGUUCGAAGUUUUGCUGGUGCAACGCCAUUUGUGUUUACAAGACGAAGCUCUAUGUUUUUUGAUGAAGACGGCGACUUGGCCCAUGAAUUCUACGAAGAGACAAUUGUGACAAGAAAUGGACGUAAAAGAGCCAAGCUGAAGAGGAUUCAGAAAAACCUCACACCUCAGGGAAUUAUAAAGCUGGACCACCCUUGCAUCCAUGUAGAUUUCCCAGUUGUCCUCUGUGAAGCCUGAUGAUGUCUGAGAAGCGUCUUGGACUCGUCACUGUCAACUCCGUCCAGUGCUUUCCCCUACAGCUGGAUGCCUGAACCACCUUUUAAAAAUAACAUGAUCUCUUGAUGUAUUUGAUGCCCUUACGUGGACAGGCUGCUGCAAAUGUGUGCUGAGCCUCUGCAUGUGAUCUGUUUUUGGCUUGUGUGCAGUUAGACACAAAAUAGAUCAUCAAUGGAGAUCUAGAAGGGUGCCAAGUUGGCGAGACCUACCCAUUUUACAGUUCAUGGUUUGUAUGCAUGUAAGUGUGAGCGUGUGUGCAGACACGGGAUGAAAUGUGUCAGAGUCCAGAAGUUUUUGCUGCCGAAUGUUUAAUGGGUUGAUUAAUUGAACUCGAGAAGUUUGAGAAGAAUGUGACAUAUUUUUUUUCCUCUUUCAUGGUCAUACAAAGAGCUGUAAAGUUAAAGUGCACACUUUAAUUUUUAUGACACCAUGAUGACUUGCUUUAUUAUGCAUGAGACAGUAUCUGCUUAUCAGUAAUAGUCUAAAGUGUUGACAAUCAGUGGGCGACAAAUUCUGAUGUGGAUUCAUGUCACAUAGUAGUAGUAUGAUGGACUGGCUUCAAUGACCUCAGAGCCACACAUGUACACAGCAGCAGUGAGUCCAGUUAGAGAUCCUGUUGUUUCCUUUGCUGCUUCAGCAUACUCUGUUUCACUUUUAAUUUAUUAUAACUGUUUUUUAAUUACAAUUUAAAAAUGCUGAACUGUGUCAUGGUGCUCUUUUGUGUUGGUACAUGACAGUUGAAUAUUGUAUUUAAGUGCAUAUAGAUCACUAGCUGUCUAAAAAUAUUAAUUGACAUCUUUACACAAUACCUUUUAAACAACAGGUGAGGCUGCUUAACCCAGACAACAGGACUAAAGAGGUGUGUCUAGUUUUUUCUCCUGUUUCAGAAGUUAAAGCAACCUUUAAGAGUUACAACUGGAAAGUAACAGGUGAUUAUCUAAAUAUCUGAUUCCAUUUAAAAAAAAUGUUUAUAACUUAAA